Arxiozyma heterogenica is the source of this 690-nucleotide messenger RNA. It is a transcript of the gene GEP7, whose product is annotated as Gep7p. The record is from RefSeq and is a predicted model, not a curated record. Lineage: Eukaryota; Fungi; Ascomycota; Saccharomycetes; Saccharomycetales; Saccharomycetaceae. The coding region runs from base 1 to 690 and encodes 229 amino acids. The transcript has a single exon.
AUGCAAUACAGCAUGUACCCAUGGAAAAAGCUUAAAAGUUCAAAUUAUCGUUAUAUUUUGAAGCGGUUUAUUUCUAGUUCCAGUGAAACUAAAAAAUAUAUUAAGGGAGAAGUACCUAAAUCAUUAUUAAUAAAACAAGAACAACGUUUAAAGAAUAAUUCAAAUAAAUCUUUAAAAGAUGGAAACUCUUUAAGUUUCGCCAUAUCGGACGUUUUUAAUUUAUUUAAUCCUAAUGCAGUAAAUAAAGAAGAUGAAUCAUUAUCUAACAAAGAAUAUGAAGAUCAACUAUUCGAAUUUAUUAACAGUUCUAAGUUCAAGAAUUUACUCAAAAAUAAAUUUCAGUUCGAAAAUACUUCCAAUACAGUAAAUUUCUCUUCAAUGAUUAGUAAAUUCAAGACACUGGCACCCGUGGAAUAUGAUGCAAUACAUAAGUUUGUUAUAGAUACAGAUAUGUGCUCAAGAGAUUGGAAAACACUUCCAAUAUAUAUUAAACAAUUACAAUAUUUUAUGGCAUAUGGUCCAUUAGGUCCACGUAGUGAUACAAAGUUUGAUGAAUCACCCUUUCUUUCAACAAAACCAAAGAAAGAUAUUUUAAGUAGCACCAUACUUAGUGCUUUUAUCUUAUUAUCUUCUAUAGGAUUUAUAAAGCAUAGUUUUCAAGAUACAAAAAAAAUUGAAAUAACUCAAUAA